Messenger RNA from Oenanthe melanoleuca, 3144 nucleotides. It is a transcript of the gene RRP15, whose product is annotated as ribosomal RNA processing 15 homolog. The transcript is spliced from 5 exons. The coding region runs from base 30 to 818 and encodes 262 amino acids. The record is from RefSeq and is a predicted model, not a curated record. Gene Ontology annotation, biological process: maturation of LSU-rRNA; maturation of 5.8S rRNA. Gene Ontology annotation, cellular component: preribosome, large subunit precursor. Lineage: Eukaryota; Metazoa; Chordata; Aves; Passeriformes; Muscicapidae.
AGCGCGGCGCUGGGCGGACCGCGGGGAAGAUGGCGGCCGCCGUGGCGGGCCCACGUGGGCGCGGGGCCGCGGACACGGACACGGACAGUGGUUCUGAGUUAAGCUCAGAACUUCCAGAAGACAGCUACUCUUCGGGAGGUGAAGCCCUGGAUGGUGAUGAUGAAGAUGAAGCAGCAGCCCCUGGCAACGUGGCUGAAGAGGCAGCAAGCUCCAAAGAUGGCCCAAGUUCAGGAUGGGCAGAUGCCAUGGCAAAAGUGCUCAACAAAAAGAUUCCACAGAAUAAGUCUACCAUCUUGGCCAAGAAUAAAAGCCUGGAGAAGGAGAGAGAGAGAAAAAAACAAGAGAAGCAAGAAAAGAAGAUGAGGCUCGAUAAAAAGCGGGAAUGGGAAAUGAUGUGCCGAGUGAAGCCAGAUGUUGUCAAAGACCGAGAGAAGGAAAGAAAUCUUCAGAGAAUUGCCACAAGAGGCGUUGUACAAUUAUUCAAUGCUGUCAGGACGCACCAGAAGAAUAUGGAAGAGCAGAUGAAGCAAGUUGGGGGCUCUGAGAGGAAGCGUGCUAAACUGAUGUCUUCUGUUUCAAAAAGAGAUUUCAUUGAUGUUUUAAGGAAUGUGGAUGGGGCUAAAGGGGGCAAGAAUCUUGCUGGAAAGCCCACAAAAAGUAAACAGGGUGAAGUGAAGUCUGAAGAGGGGCCAGAAUGGAACAUACUGCGUGAUGACUUCAUGAUGGGAGCAUCUAUGAAGGACUGGGACAAGGAGAGUGAUGGAGAGGGCAACAAUGAAGAAGGAGCUGGUGUGAAACAAGAAGAUGACAGUGACUGAAUGAAACUGAAAACCAUUCAAGAUAAUGUUUUAUCUUCUUAAGUUUCCUUGGAUAAAAAGUCAGCAUUCUGUGAAUGUACAACACUUGGAGGAUAACUCUUUUAAAAGAAAAAAAAAAAAAGACUUACACAACCUUGGAGUGUUUUCUCCUCCAUGUCAGACUUUUAUUUAAUAUAGCUCCAUUUGCUAUACUGAAAUCCUGAAAUAUUUUCCAAAACAAGUAUAAUUUUCAACAUAUUUCCAAAACAUUUUGUACAGUCAAAAUAGUGGCACUUGCCCAAUGAAAGAUAGAUUUUGCCAAGGUCAUUAAAAGUUUAUACAUUAGUCAUGGCAAUUGAUGUAUUAGUGUGCCUGCAUUUCCAAAUCACUGCUGCACUUUGAAAAGUUGUUGCAAUUUGCAAUAGAAAUGGCUUACAAUAAACACAGAAAUGCCAUCACCUUGUAAAGUUAUCAGACUCCUAUAGAGUCUUUACUGCUUUGGCCAGAAAAGGUUCUGUAGAUAAUAAAGGAAAGUAACCAUUAAUGUGAUAGUUCUGGUCUUGGAGCACUAGUUUGAUUGGAGACAACUCUGGAAACAGAAUUGUAAAGAGAAAGACUUGACCCUACUGAGAGGGUUUAGUAUUUAUAUAUGUGUAUAUGUAAUAUGUUUUUUCCAUGACAAGUCUGAGAUUGUAUAAGCUAAGGGUCUGGUAGGAGAGGAAAGGACAGUCAUUGCCAUUGGUUUCAUUGGAAAGGGAGAGCUUUUCUAGCAAUACCACAGAAAAUUGUGUUCAGUGCUGCUUCAUUUGCAGUUGUGGUGUUCUGGCCUUUUUCAGUGGGGAGCUGCAGCCCCAAGAUUCAUCCCCUGGGUUUAGUCAGCUCUAAUGCUAAUUCCUCAGGUCUGCAGAGCCUUUCCUCUUAGGUGUGAGCCAUGACAAUAACAAAUUUGGAAGUCAUCUCUCAGGGUAACACAAUUGCCUUUGUUUAAGCUACAGCAGUUUCUCCUCCGUAGUUGCUGGUUGCAGAGGUGCAGAAGUAACACACAUAAUAUAUUUUAUGUAAGCACAUGCAUACAGAAGGAAUUGUGUGGUGAUAAGGGUGUUCAAAAUGAGAGGCUGGGGUUGAAUUUUGCUGCCUUUACUGUUCCAGACUGACUGACUGAUGCUGUGUCAUUUGUUUAACUUAGCUAUCACAUUUCCCCAUUUGCUAUGUGAAGAAAAAGCCUUGGGGCCUAUUAAUUGAUAGUUAAAAUACAUGGUACUGUUCUGUCCAUUUCUACAGAUGCCUUACAGACAAACCUUUCUUUGUACCUGCUUACAGGCAAGAUAUGAUUAGGAACAACUUUGAAAUUUUCAGUCUUCAGCAUGGAAACCUACAGUAGGAUUUAGAUUUUUCUAACAAAGGCAUUGUUUGAACUUUGUGUGUACUGCAGGAUUAAAAAUCUGGGUACAAAAUGGCAGAGAAGCCCAUCCCAACAACUGGCAAUCAUUGUCUUAUCCCUAGCCUACUCAUCUGGUAUAUAUUGUAGCAUAAUUCUUCCAGGAGAACUCAAAGCUAACAGCAGAACUGUUUAGAUUUUCAAGCUGUUUUGAGUGUUAAACAUAUUAGAUAUCUGAGGAGACAUUAGUUUGUGGCCUGAUAUUUAUUAUCACAAAUGAAGGCAUACACCCAAAAUACCAAGUGGCAAAACCACAGAAGUUUGGCAUAUGGUUGUCCUGGCUUCUGAAGGCUCAGCAUCUGUACAGCUGUGCAGUGAGAGUCACCAUCUCAUCAGUGCAGUGCAAGAACGUGCUGCAGUGGGGUUUGAAGCAUGCAGAAGCUUCUUGAAGCAGCAUAACAUUCUAACCUGACACUGCUUUCUCUCUACAGCUGCUUUCUGUGGAAAAAUUACAUCAGCACCCUUAAAUCUACAGUUGUUCUCGAGUUUCAUAUCAGCAGGCUUCUUUCCAUAAUCAAACUUCUGGAAAAUAUCUAAGUUUUCCUUAGGAACUGUGACAUCCUGAGGUGAUUAUUAAAAACUUCAGAAUGCUUUCCAAAUUAGAAUUCUUGGGUGUUUAUUUGUGCAUUUUUGGAGUAAUGUUUUGAGUAAAGCACUGAAGUGUCUCUUGUGUGUUUAAAAAAAAUGUAGAAUCUAUCAAUAUUGCUAAGGGUAUUUUGAGCUUCCAUUUAAUUUAGAGUGCAUAGCCUAUAUGUGGAGAGCAUUUCUUGCCUUUCUAGAAGCAUAUAAUUACAUUUUUAUGUAUAUUGAGUAGUUAUUUAUAUGUUAUACUGUACCUUGUCUUUGCCUUGUCCUUUUUUUGUGCCAUAUUCCGAGAAGCUCCAAGAAUUGCUAAAAUUGCUAAUUACA